AUGUAUUGCCUCGCCGUCCUCCUCGGCGUCAUCGCCCUUGUCUCAGCUUUACCCACCCGAAUCACGAUCGGGACGGGCCACACGGCGAUGUUUACUCCUUCAAUAGAGGCAGUAGAUUCUGCGCUCGACGUCGUCGUUAGAAUACCACAACGACCUGCACGUUGCCCGACGAGCACAGCCUUCCAACCGAAGAGCCAGUUGGGGGCGCCCUCUACCAGCGUGGGGGCGCCCUACCGUAACAUGACGGCUGUGCCGCCUUAUGCCAACAAGGCGUCGUUGAAAGGCUUGCACACUCGCCAGGCCAACUCGUCCUCGUCCUCGUCCUCGUCCUCCUCAUCUUCCUCCAACGCAGGUUCCGCCCUUGUGUACAACGCCUGCGCCUUCACCGUGCAGAGCAACAUCGUGCAUGCGCCCCGCCCCGGGGAGGACGGCGCUCCAGAGGAGAUUAUGGGCACCAUUGCUCCAGGUGAGACUCUCUCACAUCCUUUCUCCCAUGACCCAAACAUGGGCGUCAGUUGGAAGAUCUGGCGCACCGACGGCGACAACCACAAUCCCGUCCAGUUCGAGUACGCGUGGACGCUCGACACGGCGCGGAUCUGGUAUGAUAUGAGCAUGAUCAACGCUGGAGAGAUCGAGUGGCUGGAGCCCGACAGCCACGAGGCGCAGACCAUCGAGGACGGGGCCAACAACGACGGCACCGGCGACUUAACCGGGAAGGUCGCCGUUGAGCACGCGUUUGGCGGGGAUGACGAGGGCAUGAGGCUCGAUCCACAGGGUGGUGGUAACUGCGAUUCAGUCGUCUGUCCCGCCGGAGAGCAGUAUUGCCUCAAGGCGUACAAUACUGAUACCGACGACCAGGCGAUGAGGGAUUGCGCGGAGUCUGCGGACCUGAGAUUGACGUUGUGUGGUUGA
Molecule: messenger RNA, 912 nt
Organism: Cladophialophora yegresii CBS 114405
Lineage: Eukaryota; Fungi; Ascomycota; Eurotiomycetes; Chaetothyriales; Herpotrichiellaceae
Exons: 1
Coding region: 1-912 (303 amino acids)
Source: RefSeq, a predicted model, not a curated record